UGCAACUCUUAAUUCUUAACAUACGAACAAAUAAACGCAUGAGUGGGAGGGCGAACUGAGAAAGUGGGAUCGCGUUCCAUUGUGAACCUAAACUUCACUUUGAGUUGGGUAAAACCCUCUCAGGGGAACAAAACCCUAAGUCGUUGUAGAGAUUAUAAUUUGUAGCAAAGCCCAUCUCAGAGUGAGACUUACGUGGAUCUGAAAAUCGCCAUUGCUUGUUCAAUCAGAUACAGAGUAAACAGACAGAAGAGAGAACAGAGAAAACGAAGAACAGCUCUAGUGUUACGGGUGUGUUUUUUGUUGGGGUGCUGAUCAGAGAUGCCUCCAAAGCAGCCCUCUAAAGCCGAGAUAGCGAAGAAGCAGAAGAUUGUCGAAGACAAGACCUUCGGACUCAAAAACAAGAACAAGAGCAAAAAUGUCCAGAAAUACGUUCAGAGCCUCCAACAAGCCGUACAACCCAAAUCAGACCCCUCUAAGGUCGCCGCAAAGAAGAAGAAGGAAGAAGAUAAGGCCAGAGAGAAAGAGCUGAAUGAUUUGUUUAAGAUUGCUGUCAGUCAGCCAAAAGUUCCAGUUGGUGUUGAUCCCAAGUCCAUAUUAUGCGAAUUUUUUAAGGUAGGGCAGUGCACCAAAGGUUUCAAGUGCAAAUUCUCACAUGACCUGAAUGUUCAGAGGAAGGGUGAAAAGAUUGACCUUUACAGUGAUAAACGUGAUCAAGAAACAAUGGAGGAUUGGGAUCAAGAGACACUUGAAAAGGUUGUGGAGUCCAAGAAGAAAGAGUAUAACCAGAACAAACCUACUGAGAUUGUCUGUAAGUACUUUCUGGAAGCUGUGGAGAAGAAACAAUAUGGUUGGUUCUGGGUUUGUCCAAAUGGUGGCAAAGAUUGCCAUUACAGACAUGCUCUUCCACCAGGAUAUGUGCUAAAGUCUCAAAUGAAGGCUCUCUUGGAGGAGGAGGCCGAAAAGAUAUCUGUUGAGGAAGAGAUUGAAGAUCAGCGUGCAAAAGUAACAGCUUCAACUCCAAUGACCGCUGAGCUGUUCAUGCAAUGGAAAAAGAAAAAGAUGGAAGAAAGAGAGGCUGGCCUUGCAGCUCAACGGGCAGAGAGGGCUAAGAAUGACCGCAUGAGUGGCCGUGAGCUGUUUCUAUCAGAUGCUAGUUUGUUUGUUGAUGAUGCUGAGGCAUGUGAGAAGUAUCAAAGAGAAGAAGAAUCUGAUGCCACUGAACAUAAGGCCCAGGAUGAAUCGACGACAGAUAAGCCAAGUACCUCAACUGCUGCAGUUCCUGCUGCUGUAAACAUGCUUCCUGACGAGGAUGAGGAUGAUGAUGACGAUGAUUUGGACAUGGAUGAGUUAAAUGAGCUAGAAGCAAGCCUGUCAAAAACAUCAAUUAAGAUCUCUGAGCCAGGCAUUGAAACAUCAUCUUGAGUAGCAACGAGGACCUCACCCAUAUCCUCGUCCCUGCCUUUUUUGCCAUUGUCCCUGCUGCAUGCCAACGACCAAGCACCAACAUUCUCCGUGCCAAAAUCUUGGUAUAAAACAGGGAUCCAUGCCAACGACCCUGUGAAAAGGAAGAUAUCUUUUAUUUACAGUGCAGGUUUAUAUUUUGGUUAAUGUGUCCGGUUUGCGAUGUUCUGAGCAAUAAUAAAUUUCAUUUGGGUCUAAAUGGAGUCUAUUUUUUCAUGCAAGGUCUUCUCUACGGUGUUGUAAUAGGAUUAUAGGAGCCAUUUUGGUUGGUUGCGUUUUGUAUUUUUCGUACACAUGAGAACCGGCAAGGCUACCUUUUUUUAGGGACGUCCACUCCUGUCUAUUGAGAGUCCCACCUUGGAACUUGGAAGUAAUUUUUUUUUGGUUUAAUUCCAAAACUCUAUGCGGAGUGUGUCACUUUACCUA
Messenger RNA from Nelumbo nucifera (sacred lotus), 1887 nucleotides. Its product is annotated as Zinc finger C-x8-C-x5-C-x3-H type family protein. Gene Ontology annotation, cellular component: cytosol. NCBI's taxonomy places the organism in Eukaryota, Viridiplantae, Streptophyta, Magnoliopsida, Proteales, Nelumbonaceae. Gene Ontology annotation, biological process: cytoplasmic translation. The record is from RefSeq and is a predicted model, not a curated record. Gene Ontology annotation, molecular function: metal ion binding; mRNA binding.